Messenger RNA from Fimicolochytrium jonesii, 1232 nucleotides. Its product is annotated as KptA family-domain-containing protein. Lineage: Eukaryota; Fungi; Chytridiomycota; Chytridiomycetes; Spizellomycetales; Powellomycetaceae. Gene Ontology annotation, molecular function: tRNA 2'-phosphotransferase activity. The transcript has 2 exons. The record is from RefSeq and is a predicted model, not a curated record. Gene Ontology annotation, biological process: tRNA splicing, via endonucleolytic cleavage and ligation. Bases 326 to 1045 code for a protein of 239 amino acids.
GAACAGGGAGCGUCGGCUGCGUCGAGGUUAAGUCAAGUCGGGGUGUGAAGGGCGAGGGUGAGACUGGUGAGAGGCUGGGUGAGAGGUGUGAGCAAGGUGACAACGUCUUGAGAGACUCGCAAUGGGACGUGGGAGAAGUCACCUUCCACAACGGUGAGGACUUUCCUACAAGAAGAUCUGAGAGAGCUCCUGACCGGUGUAAGCGCACCUCCUUCAGGCUUACUCAACUCUUCAAUGCAAGACGUUCCACAAGCACACUUUCCUAUUGGCAGGCCCUAGAAGCGUUCCUUUCUGGUUGCCAAAGUAUUUUCAAGCAGGACGCCCAAUGGCUUCUAUGAACACCCGCACAACUACUCGAGGAGGGCAAAGUGGACGGGGUCGGGGAGAAAGAGGAGGACGAGGGGGACGAGGUGGUGGUGCGGGUGGCAACCGCCGAGAACCAGACUCGUCUGAAGUCCGCACAUCCAAAGCCUUAUCGUACGUCCUUCGCCACGGAGCCGAGAAGGACGGAAUUCCCAUGAGAUCCGACGGCUAUGUUUUGUUCACCGAUCUGGUCAAGCACCCCCGCCUCCGGACCGUCACUCUCUCGACACUGCAAAGCGUAGUAUCGUCCAAUGACAAGCAGCGUUUCAAGCUCAUAGAAGAGCCUCAUCCGACACUACCGUCACAAACCGUCUAUCUCAUCCGUGCAAACCAAGGUCACUCCCUCACCACCGCCGAAGUCCAGCUGACACCGAUAACCGAGGCCUCGCAGGCGCCUGUCGUGAUCCAUGGGACGUACAAGAACGUCUAUCCGAUCAUAGCAAAGGAAGGGCUGAAGCCGAUGAGCAGGCAGCAUAUUCACUUUGCCGCUGGUAUGCCGGGAGGAGGAGGCGUCAUCAGUGGGAUGAGAAGCUCCUGCGAUGUCGUGAUCUAUCUGGAUUUGCAGAAGGCGUUGGACGCUGGGGUCGAGUUUUGGAGGAGCGAGAAUGGUGUGAUUUUGAGUAAAGGGGACAAGACUGGGGUCAUUCGGCCUGAAUUCUUUAAGGAGGUUGUCAUGCGGUAGGAGCCUUCCGAUCAGAACCGCGGCAAGCCGACAAUCUCUCCAAUGUGGAAAGCGUGUCGGGAUGACUAAAUGGAUGACAAUCGUCUCAGACGCAGGAGAUACCGAGAUGACUUUAGUCAAUACAGCGCCAGCGCCGCCGAAGCGCGAUAGUCCCGCUAGCCUCUCUCUUGCGGAGGAAAUAUAUUUC